Messenger RNA from Panicum virgatum (switchgrass), 2885 nucleotides. Its product is annotated as auxin response factor 2-like. The coding region runs from base 278 to 2533 and encodes 751 amino acids. The record is from RefSeq and is a predicted model, not a curated record. Gene Ontology annotation, biological process: regulation of DNA-templated transcription; response to hormone. Gene Ontology annotation, cellular component: nucleus. Gene Ontology annotation, molecular function: DNA binding. The transcript is spliced from 10 exons. Lineage: Eukaryota; Viridiplantae; Streptophyta; Magnoliopsida; Poales; Poaceae.
GCGUCCUACUCGGCUACUCCCCACCACUCCCCUCCCCCGCCUACAAGCCAACCAGCCAGCCAUCCCAGCCAUUCAUGGCCAUCACCACCAUGUGUCGCCACCCCACCUGCGCCUCCGCCUCCGCCUCCACUUCCCACCCACUCCCCCCCCCGCGCCAUUAAGCCCCGGGUCGCGCUCCUCCCGUCGACGCAUCGGGCGCUUCUGCUGGUUGCUCGUUCCGCAGAGCCGACCGGAGCGGGGCGGGGCGGGGCGGGGGCGCUGCUAGCUGCGGCCGGCCAUGGCGGGCAUCGACCUCAACACCGUCGAGGGGGAGGAGGACGAGGAGGAGCCGGAGGCGCCGAGGGCGGAUGGCGCGGUGUGCCUGGACCUGUGGCACGCGUGCGCGGGGCCCGUCGCGCCGCUGCCACGGAAGGGCAGCGCCGUCGUGUACCUGCCGCAGGGCCACCUCGAGCACGUCGGCGGGGACGCGGCGCCGCCUGCGGCGGUGCCGCCGCACGUCUUCUGCCGCGUCGUCGACGUCAACCUCCACGUGAGUGUUAGCGUGCGCGCGCGCGCGCGCGCGCGGCGCGGGCUUCGGUCGCGCGGUACGGUGCCCGCGAGCGCAAUGUGCUCGAGGUAUUGGCUGAUAGAGAGAGCUUUUGUUUCCGUGCAGGCGGACGGCGCGACGGACGAGGUGUACGCGCGGGUGUCGCUGCUGCCCGAGGAUGAGGAGGCGGAGCGGCGCGGGCGGGCGCGGGCGCGGGAGGACGAGGACGCGGCUCGCGACGGCGAGGGCGGGGGCGCCAUGAAGCCGCUCGCGCGGACGCCGCACAUGUUCUGCAAGACGCUCACGGCCUCCGACACCAGCACGCACGGCGGCUUCUCCGUGCCGCGCCGCGCCGCCGAGGACUGCUUCCCGCCGCUGGACUACAGUCUGCAGAGGCCGUCUCAGGAGCUCGUUGCCAAGGAUCUGCACGGCACUGAGUGGAAGUUCCGUCAUAUCUAUCGAGGCCAACCACGAAGGCAUCUCUUAACCACUGGAUGGAGCGCAUUUGUUAAUAAGAAAAAGCUGGUCUCUGGAGAUGCCGUUCUGUUCCUUCGUGGUGAAGAUGGAGUGCUUCAAUUGGGUGUUCGCCGAGCAGCACAGCUUAAAAACGUAAAUCUUAUUCCUGCGCUGCAUAACCAGUGCUCAAAUCAUAGGAAUCUAGGAAAUGUCACACAAGCUGUGGCCUUGAGGACUGUUUUUCACAUCUGCUACAAUCCCAGGCUAAGCCAAUCUGAAUUCAUUGUACCCUAUUGGAAGUUCAUGAGAAGCUUCAAUCAACCAUUUUCUGUUGGAAUGAGAUGCAGAAUGAGAUAUGAAAGCGAUGAUGCUUCUGAAAGAAGGUGCACUGGGAUAAUAAUUGGAAGCAGAGAGGCAGAGCCUAUGUGGCAUGGUUCAAAAUGGAAAUCCUUGGCGGUCAGAUGGGAUGAUGAUAUAGAGCGCUGUCGGUCCAAUAGGGUUUCUCCUUGGGAGAUUGAGCUUACAGGAUCAGUUUCAGGAUCUCAAUCCCAUCUGUGCGUUCCGAAUUCAAAACGUCUGAAACCAUGCCUCCCCCAAGUUAACACGGAGAUCGUGCUUCCAUAUGGAAGUGUUUCUUCAGAUUUUGCGGGAUCUGCCAGAUUCCACAAGGUCUUGCAAGGUCAAGAAUUUUUGGGUUUCAAAACCCAUGAUGAUACUGCUGUUUCAGCUUUGCAGGCAACUGAAGCAAGAAAUUUGCAGUACAAUGAUGAACAUAGUAGCUCUAUCAAUAACAGUAACAAUAUCUUAGGGGUUCCAAGAUUUGGUGUUAGAUCUCCAACUGGAACCCCUGGGUUUCCCUACCAUUGCUCAGGCUUUGGAGAAUCACAAAGAUUCCAAAAGGUCUUGCAAGGUCAAGAAGUGUUUCGUUCUUUCCGAGGAGCUUUGGCUGAUGUCCAUAUAAGGACUUCUGGCAUGUAUCAACCUGACUGUAUGCAUGCGACUGGUGCAGCUUAUAAAUGGCCUACACCACAAGGGUGUGAUUUUCGACAGCCAACAAAACCAGUUCUGUUGCAAGCAUCCUCCCCAUCAUCUGUGCUGAUGUUUCCACAAACUAGUUCUAAGGUACCUCACUUGGAGUAUGGGUACAGCUGCCUGGAUAAGGAUGACACUGGUAGAAAUGAUCGGGCUUUCCCUACUCAAGACAUGGGAAGAAGCAACCAAGCAUUAUCCCUUUGGCCUCAUCUUGUUUCAGGCGAAGCCAUAGAUGAAUGUACUGGAACUGAGAAGAUGCACUCCCCUGUCAGUGAUGCAGAGCAUGAAUCAAACAACGAGAGUACCGUUGAAAAUGGCUGCAAAAUCUUUGGUAUCUCAUUGGCUGAACAGGUCCGAUCAUGUGAUGAAGCAGACUCUUGCAAUGCAAAUUGUAAUUCUCGGUUCCAGCCUUCAGAGCCACAAAUGUCAAAAUCACUAGGCAGCUGUUGGGCCACUGUUCAUGAGCAAAGGCCCACUGUUGGCAGGGUGGUUGAUGUCUCGCUGAUGGAUAUGAUCUGAUCUAUCCGGCUUAUCCAUGUAGAAGAUGCAGAAAGGAUUACCAACUGCAACUUUCAUGGUCGCAAUCACACGCCGGAUGGCAGCAUGAAUCAUGGACGCUUAUCAAAAUUUGUAAUGCACCUUAAAGCUUUGAAUAUCUCAUUAUUACCUCUAUCUCAAGCUACCUUUGUAGCAAUUAGUAGUUGUGCGUGAACUACUUGUAUCUUUUAAGCUGUACGGUUAUGUCAAGCCUUCUAGAGGGCUUGUUUGGAUCAGCACUAUGUUCCAAGUACUUGAAUGGUUUCAUUGCUCCUGGGGCAAGUCUUGUUUCGCUAUGAUUAAUUGGCUCAUCCUGGUGACGCCAUAUGUUGCA